Messenger RNA from Lynx canadensis (Canada lynx), 1076 nucleotides. It is a transcript of the gene UBE2U, whose product is annotated as ubiquitin conjugating enzyme E2 U. The record is from RefSeq and is a predicted model, not a curated record. NCBI's taxonomy places the organism in Eukaryota, Metazoa, Chordata, Mammalia, Carnivora, Felidae. The coding region runs from base 393 to 1076 and encodes 227 amino acids. The transcript has 8 exons.
CAGUUACACCUGUGAAACGUAAACUACCCGACUAACGAGGGCCCCACGCUGCCCUGCGCUUACACCUCUCCCGCUCGCCGCCCGCACGGACGACACGGGUUGUGCCAGGUGCUCAUCCAAGUUUGCCUUGAGACCAGGCUGUGGGCUGGCACGGCGGUCACACACCGCAGUUGAGCACGUGCCCGGUUUCCUUCUUGAAGUCAGAGGAGGAAAAAAAAGUCACUGUUUUAUGUCCAAUUUAGAGCCACUUCUGUUGGGAGGACACAGCGUUCUGGGGCUCUAGAAAACAAGAUUUAUGUCGGAGUGGGACAGUGACCGGUAAUCUCAGACAUCUGUCUCAGAGUGCACCCUAGGAGUGUGGGGACAAGUGCCAGGCCCUUUGCUGCCUUAUCAUGCACCGCAGGGCUUACUUCUUGCUGGAAAGAGACUUCCAAGAGUUGAAGGAGAACAAUUUUAAGGGUAUCACUGCCUUUCCUGUAAGUGAAGAUCUGAUGGAAUGGGGAGCUAGUAUUCAAGGUCUACAGAAUACAGUUUGGCAAGGAUCAUUCUUCCAACUGACAAUAAAUUUUACAUCGGAGUACAAUUUAGUCCCUCCAGUUGUGAAAUUCUUAACAAUUCCUUUUCAUCCAAAUGUAGACCAAAAUACUGGUCGGGCCUGUAUAGAUUUUUUGGACGACCCUGCUAAGUGGAAUACAAGCUAUACAUUGAGCAGCAUUCUAUUUACCCUCCAGGUUAUGCUUUCGAAUCCAGUGCUAGAAAAUCCAGUGAAUUUGGAAGCAGCCCAAAUGCUGAUUAAAGAUGAAUCUCUGUACAAACAAAUAGUUCUAAGAUUUUUCAACCAACCAUCACAAUUGAGAGAUGACAGGCCUGAGUCACUUAAAGAUCCAGAUAAAUUUAUCAGAUCAACUAAGGCAGUCUCAUUUAAUGAUUACUACAAGACAUGGUCUGGAAUAGCCACAUCCAAAGCCACAGAGUAUUAUAGAAGUCCAUUGCCUGAAGAUCCACAUUUUAUUGGAGAAUAUCAUAAAUGGAAGAAACUUGAAUUGAAACAUCCUAGACAAUGGAAUCUAAAGUAA